This is a messenger RNA of Lethenteron reissneri (Far Eastern brook lamprey), 12598 nucleotides long. RefSeq lists its product as uncharacterized. NCBI's taxonomy places the organism in Eukaryota, Metazoa, Chordata, Hyperoartia, Petromyzontiformes, Petromyzontidae. The record is from RefSeq and is a predicted model, not a curated record. Gene Ontology annotation, biological process: visual perception; lens development in camera-type eye. Gene Ontology annotation, molecular function: structural constituent of eye lens.
AUGGGCCCGAGCCGUGCGCGAGGAGGAGAGGAGCCCAUGGAGGGUGUCGAGGAUGCGGGUGGUGAACCCCGAGCACCCAGCGCAGCGUCGAGGAUGAAGGACGUUCCAAUGGAAGGGCCAGAAACGGGCCCCCGGGGCGGCUCGGUGUCGUACGCCACGUACCAGGGCGCCGCGAAGCUGAAGAAGAGGCCUCGGCCCAACUCCAAGUUUUUCGACGACAGUGGGGCGGAAUCCGCUUCGGCCAGCGAGGCGAACAACUCGGAGGAGGCGUCCCAGUCGGACGCCGCGAGGAGUGCGAACGGAGCGGAGAGGAGCAAGGUGCUGAGGAAGACCCCGGGGAGGCUGCCCAGGGUAAAUGGCAAGGAGGACGGAGAGGCCGUCCGCUCUCUCAAGGCCAAGGUGACGCUGGCCGCAUCCGAGCAAGGGACUGCGGGGCAGGCGGCCGACGGCCAGGGACAAGGGAAUCAUCCCAAGGAGGUGGUGAUUGAGGAAACGGAAAUUGUGACAAUCGAGGAGAUCGUGACACCCAAGGACAAAGUGGGCUCCGGCUUGUCGACAAUUUUUGACAAUGAGAAUUCUCAGUCCGUGAAAACGCAGAUUUCGCAGCACACCAAGACCAAGAAGACAGUGGUGGUUCAGGGCAAUCGGACAUCUCAGGUGACUUCGUCAAAGGGCAGCUCACCUCCGUCGAGUCCGAAAGAGAAAGAUUCUGACGCCGCGAGUGGUGUGGGCAAGGCGAGAAUAAACGUGCGGGACCGUAGGUCUAACCCAUUCACGGGCAGUGACAUUAACUCCAGGGCGUCACCAAAAGCCACCGAGGAAGCGAGUCAACGAAGCCCGGUUAUCUCUAGAAAAAUGCCGACGUCAAAGCCCGCGGAAGCCAAACCCAUUUCGAAACAGGACAAAGUCCUCUCCGGUGAUUCGGAGACCAAACCCGAGGGCGGGCUGAAUUCCACGCAUGAGAAAGCGUGCAACAUGCCAGAGGAAUGCGCCGAUCAGAAAGCAGCGCCCGGUGUGGCAGAGUCAGACGCUACGGAGGGGGCAACGCAAACUCCAGCGAGCGGCGGCCGUCAGCUCACCGGUCGUGGCGAUGACAUGGGCGCCUCCCUGCCCAUUCAGGGUGGCGCAAAGAAUGGGGGAGAGGACCCGGCGCCUGAUCCCGCGGCACCCGAGGGCGAAGGGAAUGUUGCGGGCGUCUUGCGCGAGCAGGAUAAUCGAGCGGAGCUGCCAGCACCGGAUCGCGAGCGCGUGGGCGAGAGCUCCGCCGUGCCUCCAGGGUCUGAGAGUUCGGUGAAGAAACCCCGAACGGUUGGGGAGGGUGUCUCUUACGCCGCCGCCGCCACCACCACCACCACCACCACCGUCUCAGGUUCGGACACGCCGCGUUUGGGCGUGCCUGUUAACGCAAACAAAAAUGUUGAUCGGUCGUCGGCAGCGAAUCAAUUAAGAGACGGGGAGAUACCUGAAGCGGCGGCAGCAGUAGCAGCAGGCGAAGUCUGUGCAGCGGCUGCCGAGAAGGAAGCAAAAAUGGACGUAAUAAUUGUAAAGGACCUUUGCAGUAAAACCGGUUCUGGUACAGAAGUCAUCUCGAGCAUCCUGGAUAUUAACAAGGUCGCGACAGUUGAGCAAACACAAAGCCUCUUGAAAGCCAGCGCUGCUGCUGAACCAUCACAGGAUAUUAAUUCAGUCAAAGUAGACAUUCCCACACAAGCCACACAGACUGGUGAGCCUGCAGCACCAAGCAUGCCUCUGCUCUCAGAUACCAGCAGCAGCAGAAAUGGAACUCACGCUAAAGUCCAAGGAGAACCUUCACGACAGCAUGUUGAGGCAGGUCCCAUGGAUGCCGAGCAAGCUGCGAGUGCAUCGCUAGGAAAUCCUUCGUCGGGAGUGGAGGAAAAAGCACCGCAGCCAUUGCAGUCCCCGGAUAUGGGCAGCACAGAGAGCUCGACCUUCACAAAACCUGGAACGCAGUUUGAAAAUAUUACUGAUGGACAACAGCAACAACAGCAGCAGCAACUUCAGCAGCAGCAACUGCAGCAACCGCAGCAACCGCAGCAACAGCAGCAACCACAGCAACAGCAGCAACAGCAGCAACAGCAGCAGCAGGCUGUCAUCAACGUAGGCACUACGGAACACGUCGAGGUCAGUGCAAGUAACCACGCGUUACCUGAUGGAGGAGGCGCCGGUGAAACUACAGCCGAUGGGGCGCCCUUGGUACCACAGAGCGCGGACGACGCCACCGUCCCGAUCGAGCCGACAGGUUUUCAGUGUUACCUGCCGAGGCCUUCGCCGAUGGAGAUGUGCACCGAGGUGGAGGUGAUCGAGAACAUGUUCCAGGACGGGACGGCAGCGCCAGACGCAGCGGACAACGGGGGGCGGCCCUCCCGGCAAAACCCGGCAUUUGAGCAGUUUUCUCUGCUCUCGCCCAUUAAGGAGGAGGACUUGGAGGAGGAGGGGGGUGACGAAGAGUCGGCCGGGGCCGCCAGAAGGCAGAAGUAUUUCCCCCCGGGGGACGUAGCCCUCGCGAGCAGGAGCCCAAAGUUGUCGCCGCUAGCGAGCGGAUUCGGCGAAAGUAAAGCCGCUUCCGGAGUCGCCGAGGAGGACGGGGGUGGGGGAAGGACGAGCGAGCGUCCGCAGCCGCUGGAAGACCAGCAAAAUGUGAACCUUUGGUCCUUGAAGAGCGGCACCAAGUCCGAGCUGCCUUCGGUCGACUUCCAAAAGACAAAGACGAUGAACUUCUUGAAGGAGCAGAUCAAAAACCGCAGCUUGAAGUCCAUGGUGGGCCACCAGAGCCUGCACAACGGUUUCGGCAAGGACAAAGCGGGGCAGCUCAAUGAGGAAGGUGAGGGCAAAGGUGAAAGUGGCGCCCCGGGCCCGUCCCCCCACAACAAAUUCUCGAACUUCUACAAGCAGUCCUCGCUCUCGCUGAAAGGCUUCGACGCCGGCGGUCUGGAACCGCGCAGCCCGGUGCAAACGUCGGAACCCGCGGACGUCUGGCCAAGCCCAAGACUUCCCGGCGCCAGGGCGGCGCACGAGGGAGCGGAUGCGACGAGGGUGACAUCUCCCAGAGGUGCGUUUGCCCCUGGCGCGUCUGCGCUUUCUCAGCUCGGAGACAUUGGCACAGUCGGCAACGACGGUGGCGGCGUGCCCGCGCUGCCACCACCGCUGAGCGGCUACGCUUCGGCUGCUGUCCAGAGUUUCGAAGGGAGCAGGCAGCAGCAGCAGCAGCCGGGCUCACACGGGGCUGCCCUGGAGCUUGCGUCUCCCUUGAGGGAUAUGACCUCCGCAGCCGCUCUCGGGCGCAAAGGAUCCGGGGGCAGCGACCUCCUGCAAGAAGCCUUGCCGGGUCCCGAGCAACUGCUGGCGUUCGGCAGCUUCCCCGACCAACCGCAGCCCGGCAUGUUCCCGCAGGGCCCCACCAACGGAGCUCCCCAAGAUCCGGCAAUGGAAGGAGAAAGACACGUGAACCCAAGGCCGGGCAAGAUGGUGAUUUUCUACGAGCCGGGCUUUACCGGCAAGAAGAUUGAGCUGUUCACGGACGUUGCUGACGCGACACCGUGGGAUCUCCCCGCCACCAUCUCGCUGAGGGUGGUGCGAGGCGGGUGGCUUGUGUAUCGCGAGCCGGGCUUCACGGGCGAGUGCUUCGCGCUGGAGGAGGGAGAGGAAGAGAUGACGGAUCCGUGGGGGGAGAUGCUUGCAGAGGAGCAAGGGUUUGUGGGUGGGCCCAUGGCGGGGAGGAUCGAUCAGGGCAAGGCGGAGGAGGAUGGCGAGCCCAAGGAGCCGAAGAUCGUCAUUGGGUCCAUCAAGCGCGUCGUCAAAGACCACUCCAUGCCAGAGAUCGUGCUCUUCUCGGAGGAGGAGUUCCGGGGGACAGACAUCAUCGUGUGCGACGACGCGGAGAAGGUGGAAGUUUACGGAAUGCAGCCGACCGUCUCCUCCAUCAUCGUCAACUCUGGCGUGUGGCUGCUGUACCUGGGAUUCCACUACAUGGAGCUCAUCAGCAUCCUUGAGCCUGGGGAAUACCCCACGAUGGAUUGUUGGGAUGGGAUCCAGCCUCGCAUCGGAUCUCUGCGGCCCCUCAAAAUGGGAGAAAUCAAAGUGGAGAGGCCGAAUGAAGCGAAGGUGAUUUUGUACGAGAAGCCGAAUUUUGAAGGGCAGCAGAAGGAGGCGUUUUUGGAGAUUUGCACACUGGGCGGAGUCUUCGGGGAAGACUCUCCCGGGAGCGUCGCUUCCAUCCGCGUCAGGGCCGGAGUGUGGGUUGGUUACGAAGGUCCUGAUUUUUCCGGUCGGCAGUACAUCCUGGAGGAAGGUGAAUACCACAGCUGGCAAGAGUGGGGAGGCUGCAAUGAGACACUUUCCUCCAUAAGACCCAUAUUUGCUGACUUUGCGGAGCCGCGGGUGGUGCUCCUGGAGCUGCCCGGCUCGCCCGAGGGCCGAGAGUUGAGCGUGGAGGGAGACUCGUUGACGGACGUAGAAGCGGUCGGCUACGCGCCCACCACCACCUCCAUCUCCGUCGAGCGCGGCGUGUGGGUCGCGUUUGAGCUCGAGGACUUCAUGGGCCAGAUGUUCGUCCUGGAGAAAGGAUAUUACGCAACACCGGCAGAUUGGGGUGGCCAAGGUCCCACUCUGGCCUCCAUUAGGCCUGUCCGACUGGAACGAAGUGUGGAAAUGAGUUCUAAAGCCAGGAUGGAGGUAUACUCGCAGAGAGAUUUCUCAGGGAUGCAUCGCCCCGCGGAUGCCGAUUUUAAGACCCUGCCCGAAGGCUGGUCCACGGUUGGCUCCGCGCGAGUGUUGAAGGGCUGCUGGGUCCUCUACAGCAACGAGGACUUCUCUGGGAGGGAAUUCAUUCUGGAGGAGGGCUGCUACUCAUGCCCAGAAGCAUUUUUCUCACUCGACGCUCAGAUCAAGUCUCUUCGGCCAAUUCCUAUCGUCUUCUCGGAGCCGUCCAUCAGCCUCUUCUCGCACGAGGACCUCCGUGGCCGGGAGAUGGUGCUGGAGGAGGCGGCCCCGAGCCUGGAUGCCCUCGGCGGUGGAGGCUGCGUGCGAUCGCUGCACGUCCAUGGCGGGCUUUGGGUGGCGUUUGAGUUCCCUAACUUCCAAGGGCGUCAGCUGCUGCUGGAGCCGUCGGAAACCCCCGACUGGAAGCAGCGGAGUUCCUGGGGCCGACUCGGUUCCAUCCGGCCCCUGAAACAGUCGGGUGUGUGCGUGCGUGUUAGGAACCAGGGCCAGGACGGCGUACUGACUGUGAAGGGGGACCUGGCGGACCCGCGCGGCGUGUCCGUUUGCCUUCUCCCUGAUUGCGGCAAAUCCACGCAGCUUUGGCUCUUCCAGGAUGGAUUCCUGCGUAGCUUGGCGAGCGAGGCAUGCCUGGAGGUGGUGGGCGGGAUGGCGCGCGAGGGCACGCGCGUGGUGCUGUGGCCAGAGCACGGCAAACCGCAGCAGCGGUGGUACAUCGACAGCGACGGCACCAUCGGCAGCCGCCUCCGUGACGACCUCGUGCUCGACGUUCAGGGGAGUGGGAUUAUCGACAGGAACCAGGCGGUGAUCAUGCUGCGGAACCAGAACAGGCGCUCGCAACUCUGGCAGCUGGAAGUCCAGUAGCGGUGCGGCACAACUACGACACGCCUAACACCGCAGCAAAGUCCCGUUUGCCACCGCCGGCUGUUUGUGAAGCCGACGCAGAGAAAGACGCGCGGCGUUCUGUGCUUGAAUGCUUCUUCGAAGACGCCAGAAGUUUUUGGGUGGACGCAUCAAAGAAGAUUUUUUUUUUGCGAGUGAGAAUGCGCCAUUGAACUUGACACAUGCAAUGUGGGUUCUGUUUCCUUUUUCAGAAUUCCAAGCUGAACCCCCCCACCUCACCCCCGGUCAACUUUGCCAGCUUAACCCUUUACCAUUCCCAGAUGUCUGCAAGUUGCAGGGUGGGGUGUCCCCUUCACCUGCUGAAUCUCCGAUAUGCGCAAGCGGUUCGGUGUUAAUUUCAUUUAUAGAGGCGUAGUAGCGCCGCUGUUUUUUAAGACAUUUUUCUGUACUCACCGCAGAAAACCGUAGCAACACGACUGCACUCUACGAGAGCCGGCGUCAAACUAUGCCACACACGCCCUCCCGCGUGGCCUUUUUACUUCCGAUUCCAUUCGGAAUCGAUUUUGUCGCGAUGACGUACACGUACAUAAUCGUAACGUAAUCGGAAGAAAAACCGACGACGUGCACACGCACACGUACGUCAUCAGAGCGGGAGAGGGUGAACAGGCAACAAGAAACGUGAGCCAUUUUCCUUGCACUCCGCGCGUUGAGUCGUUGCCACAUUACCCCACUCAUAUCUCGUGGGGGGAAAUGUGUAACCGAUGACGUGCAAGCAUUCACUACCACGCGGGGAAUUCGAAACCAGUCGCGAGCUGUGGAGGAAAAAAAAACAUCUACCAAGUUGUUAAAUAAGAGUGAUAAUCUGGAUAUGACACAGGCGUCGGGAAGUGGGGGGGGGGGUAGAUGACACUUGCCUGUGCAGGCGAUACUACCCGCGUGAUAAUGGCAAAUGCACUCUGAAAGGUCGCUGAGCUGCACAAAUGUCCUCAUGGCGUAGCACCAUUUACAGUGGCAACAGCCCAACAGGGUAACCAACUUGUAGGACUAGUUCGCAAAAAAAAUUACAGCAAAGACGUAUAUUUGUCAAUAGGCACAGCACUUUAAAACCACACGGAACCUUCUGCUCUCCAUUGGCCACGCAAGCCACAGUACGGCAGCCCGGCUGCAGAGCAUUAGGGGAUUUCGCCAACUAUGAUAUUAAUUUUAAAAUCUUCCGCAUGCAAUUUGAAAAAAGCAACAACCUGCAAUUGUAUGUUUAGUGUUGUCAGCCAUUCCACUGCAGCAUCCGGAGUGAACUAUAAACUAAACUAUAAACAAUUUUUAUUUUCCGGGUAAGGCUCACUGAGCUAUAUAGCUCUUUAUCAGAAACGACCUGGCCACAAACGGUAGCUCAACCAAGUGGCAUGCCGCGGUAUUUUCGUAAUUAUAUGAAAGGAACGAACCUCGUGCCCCCUCCGCUCUCCAUUGGCCAUGCACGUUGCAGCCCGACAGCCCAGCAGCCGCCACCCCUCUGCCCUUUCAAAUAACCUUGAUCGCGCAUGGGCAGUCGGGCAGACGGACAACUGAGACGCAGACACACAGAUACGGAUGCACUCGCGCGGAGACGCGCAGAGAUGCGCAAGAGACAUAAGGUUCACAUUUGUUUUAUUACGGAGGAGUUUGGGGGGGGGGGGGCAUGGCUCGAUCCGCGGUAUAUCUGAAUCCACGGUGUCGUGAGCCAUGUUCUAUCGGGCAUUUACUGUACCGUUGAUUUGGCUUCAAAACCCAUGUGAUCACUUUGUGGCGAGAGGGUGCCAUGUUCCUGCUGAUUUGGGAAAAAUCCUACUAAACCCACGCCAAGGUACAGACCCGUGAUAUAUUCUUGAUUUACAUGUUGUACAGCCCUGUUUUGUUAAUCUACUGCUGGAUGAUGGCUUUCCCACGCCAUGCAGUUCAUAUGUAUUGUUUUGGCCAUACUUCACCAUGCUGGUCAGUGCGGCGAUGGUGGAGCAUAUGACCGUACAACAGUGGGUUUUGGUGGAGCCCUGCAGGAGCCUACAAUCCCGUUUUCACUGCAGCGUGGUCACCCAAACACGAUCCAACUUUAACCCUACUUAGCUUCCGAAAUCUGCUGAUAAUGUCGUCGAUGGUACUCAACCCCAUUCAAGAUAUCAACACCGGCUUUAUGACAGUUAAAAAUGCGUGCUGCGUGCUAGACCUUUAUCACCGAUUCUUUAAAAUUGUGGUCGCCACUUAAGAGCAUUUACAAUUCCCAGCAACAUGGCUAAUGUGCUGGGUACUUAUCCAAAUGCGAGCAAAUAAUUGCCGAGUCAAUUUCCCCCGGAGCAUUAAAAAGAAACCAACUGUGCGCCCAACGCAAAUUCCAAUGUAAAUGACGUCCUGUGAGUCCUGCCAGCCGGAGCGUCAUUGUUGUCGGUAAAUGUCACAUUUAAUCACACAAAAGCAACGGCUUCGAAUAACACGAUGGCAUCGAAGCAUUCGUGAUACCGACGCCACCUUUGUCAAUAUAUCUGCUUGCAGAGCUGGUGGCGAUGUGUUCGCUCGUGCGCCCUUUUGUCAUCGUGAGCUAAUUUGCAGAGGGUAAAAAUUGGCCGUGGUGCACUUUGGAGGGACAUCGCUCCUCUGCCAAACACAAAGCAAUUUGCCUUUCGCAGUAACUGUAUACCCGCGUUGGGAAACCAUUUCUACGCGAGAAUGAGAUGCUGUGCUCUCCUUUACAUGUGGACAUGUUGGCGGGUACACUGGUGCAGCGUAACACAUCAGUCCUCGUAAAACCAUUCUAAAAUCUAAAUUUGAACUGACAUUCUUCCGACUGCUUCGACCUCACGAGAUCUGAUUUUGACGCUCGCCACCACCCCGCAAGAUUUUCUCACCGGGGUUGCAAAUCGCCGGGGCAAAUAAAUGAAAGAAAUCAUUAUCGCCCAAAUAUUUGUUUUUGUAUACCACGCACCAUCGUUCUACCGCCAAUACGUUCAUGUACUCUCCAAAUCCGUGAUGAACUUACAAAAGUCAGAACGCUGGUGAAACUCGAUAUCCAAGGUGCUCUCAACGUGUAGACCUCUUUGUGUUUUUAGGCAGUAUCUUUUAACGUGCAUUCACCGAGCGAGUCCAUCGCCUUCACAAUUACUCCGCAGGCACCUGGCGGCUAUUUUAAACAGUGGCUCUGUCGGCUAGGGGCAGUGUAGAGAGUUCGCUCCCAAUGCACUCGGUCCCCCAUCGUUCGGUAGUAGCUCGUGACAUGGAGAAGGACGCCCAAAUAUAUAAUGCGUUCCGCACUGAGCAACCCUCCAGGAUCGCCCGCGAAACGUUUUAUGUUUCUCUUGAACUUUAUAGCUGGGUUUUCAGACAUCGAUAGAAACGAAGCUAAUUUCCAGCAUUGCAUUACCCCCAUGACAGAGAAGCGUUCCCGAGAGGAUGAAAUGAGGUAUUUCAAGACGAGCAUGUUGUUACAUUGGUCAGGUUCGCAAGGUUUUUGUUGUUGUAUGAAUACAGUACUGUAUUUAAGUAAUGCAUGCUAUUUUCUGUAUAUUGUUUUUGUUGUAAGAGAAUUUGUUGAAUGCUGUAUCUGCUGAAAUGUGUUAUUAAAGAGCAUUUGGGGAUUUCGCCAACUAUGAAAUUAAUUUAAAAUCUUUUUUUGCGUGGUAUUUGAAAAAAGCAGCAGCCUGCAAUUGCACGUUUAAUGUUGUAUGCCAUUCCACUGCUGAACUAUAAACUAAACUGUAAACUAUUUUACGUUACCAGGUAAGGUCCACUGAGCUAUAUAGCUCUUUAUCAGAAGCUACCUGGGCACAAAUAAUAGCUCAACGAAUUGGCUUAUCACGUGGAAAUUGAUAGCAGCCAAAUACUCUAAACGCGCGUUGUUUCUAAAUGUGGAGGGAAAAACCAGAGGCCGUGACCACAAGGAGAGAGACAUGCAGACUCCAAAUAUACAGGCGUCGGGGUUGGGAUCGUAUCCAAGACCUGUGUAACAGGCGAGGUAGUUAACAUCUCGCCACCGCGACACCGAAGUGAUAGCUCAGUGGAGUCCGUUUUGUCCCACCAGAACACGUGCAUUGUAUUGGGCGGUCACCGGUGAUAUUCGCCUGGUGGUUUGCACCUCACCGCAUUCACGGUUUUGCGAGUCCGUGAUCUUCCAUUCGUGGAGGAAAUAUCCACAGCGUUAACGUGCAGGUUUUUUGGCGGCCGCUAUCCACGUUGGGUUUGCGUGUGUUGAGAACCCUUCUCAAGCUUUCACCACAUGCUGCUGUGGGAAUAUUUCAGGUGUUAAUACGAAUCUUUAUUUUCCUGGAGAAAUCCGAUAAGCUAUAAAGCUCUUUUGAAUUAGCAAAAUAAAAAAAAGAUGGAUAUGCCUCCACAUUUCUGUCCCUCCGCGUAAUUUUGUUUAAAGUCUCUUGUUUUACACAUCCCAUCAGCCACGUGGUCUACUUGGGAGUGCAUAAUUUCAGCAAAAUUUAAUUCGACACAAGCAAACUCUGGACCGGGCUUCAACAUGCAGUGGCUCUUCGGCAGAGUCAGGUUUGCUUGAACCAAUGCUGGUGACCUGUCCACUGUUUAUAAGCGAGGAACCCUUGCUGUUGGACUGUGUCCCCGAGAUUGCUUGUGGUUGAACCAAUGCUGCUGAAAGAAUACACUCAUAUGGAUGUGUGGCUUAAUGUCGAGGUAAAGAUGUGUGAAGGAGGUUUCUUGUUUGCUUAAUUAUUUUGUUGCUAAUAUUUUUUCCGCAAUGACGCAAACUGUUAGGUAAUCUCACGUGGUGUUAUUUGCCCCGUAAUCUGCUGGCUCGGUUGAACAAAGUACGAUCAGGGUCCAUGGAAUGCCUUCAUUGUCUCCUUCAUAAACACCGAUUGUUCUGUGCUCGUUUGAUCUCGGGGUGACUUUGAUGACUUAUGUAUACUGGCCCCGGUAUUGAUCUCUCUUCAGGCUAUCUGUAAUUCUGUUCCCUUUGUGGCAGAGCCACCUCCCUGUGUUUGUGUUUUAUUUUUGUUUUUGUUGGCGUGAGGAGCUGAUCAAUCAGAGUCCGUUCAACCAAGUCGGCAAACUGCAAAGCAAACGUGAUGACAGGAGGAGGCGCGAUUACCUAAAUUAAAUUCCUGAUUAUGCCAAAUGUUGUGCCUGGCAUAGCGCUUGAGAGAAUUGCUCUGCCUGGCAUAGCACUUGAGAGAAUUGCUGUGUCUGGCAUAGCACUUGAGAGAAUUGCUGUAUCUGGCAUAGCGCUUGAGAGAAUUGCUGUGUCUGGCAUAGCGCUUGAGAGAAUUGCUGUGCCUGGCAUAGCACUUGAGAGAAUUGCUGUGUCUGGCAUAGCGCUUGAGAUAAUUGCUGUGUCUGGCAUAGCACUUGAGAGAAUUGCUGUGUCUGGCAUAGCGCUUGAGAGAAUUGCUGUGUCUGGCAUAGCGCUUGAGAAAAUUGCUGUGUCUGGCAUAGCACUUGAGAGAAUUGCUGUGUCUGGCAUAGCGCUUGAGAGAAUUGCUGUGUCUGGCAUAGCGCUUGAGAGAAUUGCUGUGCCUGGCAUAGCACUUGAGAGAAUUGCUGUGCCUGGCAUAGCACUUGAGAGAAUUGCUGUGUCUGGCAUAGCGCUUGAGAAAAUUGCUGUGUCUGGCAUAGCACUUGAGAGAAUUGCUGUGUCUGGCAUAGCGCUUGAGAGAAUUGCUGUGUCUGGCAUAGCGCUUGAGAGAAUUGCUGUGCCUGGCAUAGCACUUGAGAGAAUUGCUGUGCCUGGCAUAGCACUUGAGAUAAUUGCUGUGUCUGGCAUAGCGCUUGAGAGAAUUGCUGUGCCUGGCAUAGCGCUUGAGAGAAUUGCUGUGUCUGGCAUAGCACUUGAGAGAAAUGCUGUAUCUGGCAUAGCGCUUGAGAGAAUUGCUGUGUCUGGCAUAGCACUUGAGAGAAUUGCUGUAUCUGGCAUAGCGCUUGAGAGAAUUGCCCAAUUCUAGAUUUGAAGCUUACGUGACUGCAAGGAUUCAUACUCUUAGGUUUUUUAGGAAAAAGUCACGUAGGUUAAAAAAUAAAUAAUAAUAAAAUUUGACAUAUUAAUAGAUUAUUUUAUUUAUAUUAUUAUUUCUAUUAUUUUUAUUAUUAAUUUCUUACCUACGUGACUUUACCGAAAAAACCUGAGAGUAAGAAUUGCCCAACCCAGGAAAUCACCACUUGAACUCCAGAGAUGUUGCCACUUUUCUUUAAUCGACUACCACGUCUUUGUUUCUCUCUCUCUCUUUAGGCUGCAGCGUGGCAAGCCGUCGGAGCAUUAGCAAUUACUACGGCCGUUUUGUUUGUCAUGGGGUGGAGGUGUCUUUGACAGAAAAAAAAAUUCGUAUAAAAAGUCGCAAAAAUAUAAAUAAUCUUUGUGUAAAUUCACAAGCUGCUGCAUAAUUAUAUUAAAUGAUGAGGAUGUUACAUAAAAGGUUUUUUUUAAAUAAAUAAGCUGCUUUCUGUGUUUAGUUUGUUGUCCUUCCCCCGCACCUUCUGUUAGCACGGUUGGCUACGGAUGGUGCGAAAGAAGUUCAACACACAUAGAUAGAGCAUUGCUUUGAAGAUGCAUUGCAUUGUGAAUUUCGUUGCAACAUUUUUUAUGGACCUGCAUGCGUUUAGUGUAAGACGUUUUGCCAUGCAUGUGUUAGUUUUGAAAUUGCAUUUUCGAUUGUAAGAACAGGCACUGAUUAUUGCAUAUGCUGCUGUAGCAUACAUUCAGAUGAGCCACUCGCUGUUCACACUUUUGCUAAAGUCUUAAAUACAUUCCCUAAGCACUGUGGAUUUUAUAGAUUUUUUUUAUUAAGCGAGUGGCACAGAACACUGUUUGCAAAAUAUUCCAUCAUUACGUUACUUUAAUUUGGAGAAACAACACAUUAACCAUCAUCCUCUGAACGGGAAUUUUAGCUAGUCUCGUGCGAGUGGAGCUGCUUUUAGUCAGCAUAUCAAUGUAACCCUUAUGCACACAUCACGGUAUUUGAGUACUUUGUAAAAUGUAUAUUUGUGGGAUUGUGGUAUAUAUGUUAUAUUUUUUACAAUAUAUAUUACCCUCCUUGUG